Esox lucius (northern pike) is the source of this 3565-nucleotide messenger RNA. It is a transcript of the gene nat10, whose product is annotated as N-acetyltransferase 10. The record is from RefSeq and is a predicted model, not a curated record. Gene Ontology annotation, cellular component: 90S preribosome; nucleolus. Lineage: Eukaryota; Metazoa; Chordata; Actinopteri; Esociformes; Esocidae. Gene Ontology annotation, biological process: rRNA acetylation involved in maturation of SSU-rRNA. Gene Ontology annotation, molecular function: 18S rRNA cytidine N-acetyltransferase activity; tRNA binding; ATP binding. The transcript is spliced from 28 exons. The coding region runs from base 166 to 3267 and encodes 1033 amino acids.
GUUGGGGUCCUUUCACUGCUGCCGUCCCCACGUGAAUUAAUCGACAUGAUGGUCGGCAUGUAAACUAAAGCUAACACGUACAUGUUGGAUAUUGUUUUCAUCUACAUUAAUUGGUUGUAUGAGGAUAGAACACCAGUGGGUUGAAUAACCAGGCAAGCAACCAUCAUGGCAACUUUCAGGAAGAAGAUAGACAACAGGAUCCGUGUUCAGAUAGAGAAUGGCAUGGCCGAGCAGCACCGCACCAUGUUCGUGGUGGUUGGGGAUCACGGACGAGACCAGGUUGUCAUCCUGCACCACAUGCUGUCCAAAGCAGCAGUCAAAGCCCGACCCUCAGUGCUCUGGUGCUAUAAGAAAGAGCUGGGCUUCAGCAGCAACCGCAAGAAGCGCAUGCGGCAGCUCCAGAAGAAGAUCAAGACGGGAACACUGAACAUCAAGCAGGACGACCCCUUUGAGUUGUUUGUCGCGGCCACCAACAUCCGCUACUGUUACUACAACGAGACGCACAAGAUUCUGGGAAACACCUUUGGCAUGUGUGUCCUGCAGGACUUCGAGGCUCUCACUCCUAACCUCCUGGCCAGGACUGUGGAGACUGUGGAGGGAGGAGGGAUUGUGGUUAUUCUGCUGAGGACGGUCAACUCCCUGAAGAAGCUGUACACCAUGACAAUGGAUGUCCAUUCCCGCUACAGGACUGAGGCCCAUCAGGAUGUAGUGGGAAGGUUUAAUGAAAGGUUCAUUCUGUCUCUGUCGUCCUGCAAGACAUGCGUUGUCAUUGACGACCAGCUUAAUGUCCUGCCCAUCUCUAGUCACAUUGCUAACAUCAAGCCUGUCCCACCCAAGACUCAGGACAGUCUUUCGCCACGAGAACAGGAGCUAAAGGAGUUAAAGGAGUCUUUACAGGACACACAGCCUGUUGGUGUGCUGGUGGACACCUGCAAGACCAUGGACCAGGCCAAGGCAGUGCUGAAGUUCAUUGAAGCCAUAUCGGAGAAGACCCUGAGGAGUACAGUAGCUCUGACAGCUGCCCGAGGCCGGGGCAAGUCUGCCGCGCUGGGCCUGGCGGUGGCCGCAGCUGUGGCGUUUGGAUACUCCAACAUCUUCAUCACCUCACCGAGCCCAGACAACCUACACACUCUGUUUGAGUUCAUUUUCAAAGGCUUCGAUGCCCUGCAGUAUCAGGAGCACCUGGACUAUGAGAUCAUCCAGUCACUGAAUCCUGAGUUCAACAAAGCUGUGGUCAGAGUCAACAUCUUCAAAGAGCACAGACAGACCAUCCAGUACAUCCACCCUGCUGAUUCAGUGAAGCUGGGUCAGGCUGAGCUGCUGGUGAUAGACGAGGCAGCAGCCAUCCCCCUUCCCCUGGUCAAGAAACUCCUGGGGCCAUACCUGGUCUUCAUGGCCUCCACCAUUAACGGCUAUGAGGGCACGGGCCGUUCUCUCUCCCUGAAGUUGAUUGCCCAGCUGAGACAGCAGAGUUCAGAGAGCCAGCAGAGUCUGUCGGCGGAGAACCGGACCACCAACACGGAGAGGCUCAACUCCGCCCGGUCCCUUCAGGAGGUGUCCCUGCACGAGUCCAUCCGUUACGCCAUGGGAGACCCCGUGGAGAAGUGGCUGAACGAGCUGCUGUGUCUGGACUGUCUCAACAUUCCCAGGGUCAUCUCCGGCUGCCCGCUACCUCAGACCUGCGACCUAUACUACGUGAACCGGGACACGCUGUUCUGCUAUCACAGAGCCUCCGAGGCCUUCCUCCAGAGGCUCAUGGCUCUCUAUGUGGCGUCUCACUACAAGAACUCUCCCAAUGACCUCCAGAUGCUUUCCGACGCCCCGGCCCACCACCUCUUCUGCCUGCUGCCCCCAGUCCCCCCCACACAGAACUCCUUGCCAGAGGUCCUUGCUGUCAUCCAGGUGUGCCUGGAAGGGGAGAUCUCCCGUCAGUCCAUCCUCAACAGCCUGUCCAGAGGAAAGAAGGCUUCCGGUGACCUCAUCCCCUGGACCGUGUCAGAACAGUUCCAAGACCCAGAUUUUGGCGGUUUGUCCGGCGGCAGGGUGGUGCGCGUGGCCGUCCACCCAGACUAUCAGGGGAUGGGUUACGGCUCCCGGGCUCUGCAGCAGCUGCAGCUUUACUACGAGGGUCAGUUUCCAUAUAUGGAUGAAAACGCUCAGAUUGCCAACAGCGAAAUCACCUCUGUCACCAGCGAGGGGGUGAGCCUCCUGGAAGAAGUGCUCCAGCCUAGGAAGAACCUCCCUCCGCUACUCCUGAAGCUCAAUGAGAGGAGGGCAGAGAGGUUGGACUAUCUAGGCGUGUCCUACGGCCUGACGCCGCCUCUUCUGAAGUUCUGGAAGAAAGCUGGCUUUGUACCUGUUUAUCUACGACAGACCCCUAACGACCUGACAGGCGAACACUCGUGCGUGAUGUUGAAGGAGCUGAGCGCGGAGGAGGUCCCAGAGCAGGGCCAGUGGUUGGCCGCUUUCUGGAAAGAUUUCCGUCGGCGUUUCCUGUCGCUGCUCUCAUACCAGUUCAGCACGUUCUCCCCGAGCAUGGCUCUGAACAUCCUGCAGAACAAGAGCACCACUAAGACCGACACCAGCUCUGUGUUGACCAGCUCUGAGCUGGCUGAUCAGUUCAGUCCAUACGACCUGAAGCGUCUGGAGAUGUAUUCCAGAAACAUGGUGGACUACCAUCUUGUCAUGGACCUGAUCCCUGCUGUGGCAAGAAUAUUCUUCCUCAAGAAGCUGGGAGAUGUCACCCUCUCAGCGGCACAGUGUGCUUUGCUCCUGGGUGUUGGUCUACAGCAUAAGACCGUGGAGCAGCUGGAGAAGGAGAUCGAUCUGCCCAGCUCCCAGCUCAUGGGACUGUUCAACCGCCUCAUCAGGAAGGUGGUCCAGUUCUUCAACAGCAUCCAGGAGAAGGCCAUCGAGGCACAGAUGGUGGAGUCUAAGGAGAUUACCAUGGAGCCGACUGUGAAAACCCUCAACGAUGACCUGGACGAGGCAGCCAAGGAGUUCCAGCUGAAACACAAACAGGACAUGGAGAAGGUGUUGGAAAUGGACCUGCAACAGUACCAGAUCCGAGGGGACGAGGAGGAGUGGGACCAGGUGCUGAAGAAAGCCGGUCAGACCGCCGUGGUCAGCAUAAAGAGUGACAAGAAGAGGAAGUACGAGCAGCCAAGGCCAGAGAAGAAUGAGAAAGGUGCUCCACGACACGGCAAAAUGAGGAAGGGCGCAGGAGGUGGCAAGGAGAAGAAGAACAAGUUUGGAAAGAGACCGUGAUAAUGGAUAGCAGGGCUCCAAUAGGACUUUUUUUAACCAAUGGAUGUGGCUCAUUUUCCACAUCCUUCCUCUGCCUCUGUGGUUCUGCCCAGAACAAAAUCAGUUUAUCCACCCGUUUCUGUGUGUACUGACUGACUUGUUCUGAUUCCACCGCUAUGGAGUAAUUUACCAUUGUAUCAAUCAAAUAAUGUACAUGUUUGAGUAAGGAGCAUCAUAUUUUAUUUUUGUUUUACUUAUGUAUUAUGACUGAUCUCUGUACCAGGCAAUGAACAUUAAACAAGACAAACCGUUGAUCUGA